Molecule: messenger RNA, 12868 nt
Organism: Coregonus sp. 'balchen'
Lineage: Eukaryota; Metazoa; Chordata; Actinopteri; Salmoniformes; Salmonidae
Source: the annotation of a GenBank genome assembly
AUGAAAAUGCCCUAUGCAAAGCCACUGCUGUGCUGCUACUACUCUGGCAGAUUGGCCUGGAUCAGGCUGGCCCUGGAGAAGACGGCACAGUCUGUAUUCGGGUCUGGCAUUGGGGGAAACACCAAAACACACACAGUACUCUGGAUACUCAGUUGCUCACAGGGGUUUCCUGGAAAUGUUUCAUUGAAGAACAGUCAUUAAACAAAAUGGAAGGACAAAUUGCUAGUUUAAUCUCAGAUUAACAUUGUGUAUUGCAUUGGUAAAGUGUUCAACAUAUAAUCUUACCUGUUCGGUCAAUCAUGGUGCGUGUCUGCAUAAACCUUACUGUAUUUCCCACCGAAACGUUUGACAAAACUGUAUCGUGUUUUGUUUAUCCACCUGGCUGCAUGUUUUUUAUCCUCCACUGUCAAGUACUAAUACAUUAUUAAACAUGCACUUUGGUCAGUGGAGAGGAAAGGUGUCUGGUCGGGUUGAUUGGUACACUUGGGUUGACAUGAUGACACCCAGGAUCUCAUUUAAACCAUUAUGUUUAUGCCCUUUGUGUUGUAUCUCUCAACUGUUCAGUUAUUAUUUUUGACUGUAGGCUAAGUGGUAGAAACCAUGUGCGAAUUAAAAAUGUUUCUUUUUUUCAACCAACAGGUGGGUGAGAUUGAGAGUGGCUGGAUGCGAGAAUUAUUGGGGGUGAGUUUGGGAUCCCUCUCAGGUGUCCACUAUAGUAUGGAUCCUCAACUAAAUGGAUCCUUACUGUUACUACAUAGGUCAGCUUUUUUACUGUUGAAAUGCAAACACCUUAAGCCACCCACUCAUUCUGUGACUGAACCAUGAACACUCCUGGAUGGUGGACUUUGACCAGAUAUGGGCAUUAUAAACUGUCCUUGCUACUCAAGCUUUUCAAUAUCAGUCAUUAUAUACUGGCUCCAUUCCCAAAGAGGUGAAGAAGACACGUUCUACUAUUUAGCCAACACAUUAUGCAUAGUAAAAGUCCAAAGUUGUAAAAUAAAUCUUAAGAAAUAACAGUUACUUAUCAGAAUUCAGUAGCUUGCCCCACACUUACCACCAUUAUGGCACAUGAUUGUGGUAGAUUAACGGCCUGCCUGAUGUCUCUGUUUUUUCACAGACUGUCCAGAGUCACAAACCACGCUUCAUCGCCCUGCAUUUCCAGGAGGUUGGAGGAAAGGACUACAUGGUCAACAUGGGCCAUGUAGAGAAGUUCUUCUGGUAAGAUAUCACUGACAUCACUGUGCCAAACUCUAUGGUUCACGUUCCAAAGUAUUCAUAAAUGCCGUCCCAGACUCCUUAUAGUUUUAUGACUAUUUUAUCUGAGAAACAGCAUAACUCUCAUGAUUUCUCUGGCAGGUGAUGUGAAAGAAGGGAUUUUAUCUGAAAAAUUGGUCAUAAAAUCUGUGUGAAAGACUAUAUGAUGUUAUCAUAACCUCAGACAUCUACUGUCCACACCUCCCACCAGACGACCAAGUCCCUAAAAAGUAAUGACACUGUGAUAUUGUAUGCAGCAAUGUGUUCAGCCUAUUAUUCUCUCCUCCUCUGGUCUUCAGGAACAUUGAGUCCAGUGAGGAGAUGAGGGACUUUGACAGGGUCUGCACCUAUGUGGACAACCACUUCAAGAACGUGGACAGCUUCACUGUGAGUUAUACAGGGCUGCACUGAUCAACUGACUUAAGUUGAAUUGAGAGACUCUAUAACCACCAUGCUUGGUCUAGGGUUACACCAACUCAGUUGUUUGACAUGAACAUUGAUAUAGUAAUGCCCAACAGUGGAGCUUGAUGGACAUGAGGCCUAGGUAAAGCAAUGGCAUGUUGUGGAAAUCCUUACAAGAGUUUCCUUUGGUGUCUUUGUCUUUAGGGAUCAGACACACUAAUCACAUUUGCUGGCCGAGAGUACUUAGCACCACUGAACGUAAUUUGCGAACUGGGUUUGCACGGAUUUUACAUGUAGAAUCGCGUGAAAAAUGAGGCUGUCAGACGUCUACAGCCGGUGGUCCCUAAAACACAGCGCGGUGAACCAUCAGUAGAUAAAUGCUAGAUCCACAUUCGGUGCAAUGUGUGCAAGCCUUUAGAAGAGCUAGUAUCUCCUACUACAGUAUAAUUCUUGUUCAGACAGCAGUGUAUCUCUGUGACCACAAGGUGGGGCCCUGCUCCAUACUACAGCUCCCUUGUAAAUGCCCUGUUUAUUUUUAGACUGAGAAACAGAGGGAAUAUUGCAUUUAGAAUAUCAAUAUACAUUUUCUGCUUGCCAAAGCAAAAUGCUAUCUUCAGGACAUCCAUUCUGUAAAGGUCGUACUUAAAUGAUUAUACAUUUAUUUUCAAGCAUACCUGAUACACUCACCUUGUUGAACAUGAUAUGAGUAUUUUAAACAUGAUCAUAGGGUGAGGCUUUACAUUAUCGUUUCAUUACAUAGACAGGGUAGCCAUAUUUUUUUACAAAAAGCAUUCAAUUUAAAUAUAUAAGUAUCUGCUUUUCUCAAUAGUAUAAUCCGAGGACCAAGCUUCAACAACAUGAAAGCAGUGAAUGGUGGUGGACCCCAACCCACUGGACAGCUCAGGUUUAUCAUUAAUGUAGGGUCUCACAGUUUAUUUGACCGUUGGAACUAGGGUGAUAUUAUACUGAACAAAAAUAUAAAUGCAACAUGUAGUGUUGGUCCCAUGUUUCAUGAGCUAAAAUAAAAGAUCCCAGGGAAUUUUCCAUACACACAAAAAGCUUAAUUUCACAAAUUUGUUUACAUCCCUGUUAGUGAGUAUUUCUCCUUUGCCAAGAUAAUCCAUCCACCUGACAGGUGGGGCAUAUCAAGAAGCUGAUUAAACAGCAUGAUCAUUGCACAGGUGCACCUUGUGCUGGGGAUAAUAAAAGGCCACUCUAAACUGUGCUGUUUUGUCACACAACACAAUGCCACAGAUGUCUCAAGUUUUGGGGGUGUGCAAUUGGCAUGCUGCCUGCAGGAAUGUCCACCAGAGCUGUUGCCAAAUAAUUAAAUGUUAAUUUCUCUACCAUACGUCGUUUUAGAGAAUUUGGCAGUAAGUCCAACCGGCCUCACAACCACAGACCACGUGUAGCCAUGCCAGCCCAGGACCUCCACAGCCCAGGACCUCCACAUCAGGCUUUUUCACCUGCGGGAUGUUCUGAGAAGAGCCACCCAGACAGCUGAUGAAACUGUGGGUUUGCACAACCUAAUAAUUUUUGCGCAAACCAUCAGAAACCGUCUCAGGGAAGCUCAUCUGCGAGCGUGUAUGGCGCAUGUGGGCGAGCGGUUUGCUGAUGUCAACGUUGUGAACAGAGUGCCCCAUGGUGGCGGGUGGGGUUAUGGUAUGGGCAGGCAUAAACUACGGACAACUAACACAAUUGCAUUUUGCAUGUCACCCAUUGAGCAUGUUUGGGAUGCUCUGGAUCGACAUGUACUACAGCGUGUUCCAGUUCCUGCCAAUAUCCAGCAACUUUGCACAGCCACUGAAGAGGAGAGGGACAACAUUCCACAGGCCACAAUCAACAGCCUGGUCAACUCUAUGCGAAGGAGAUGUGUCGCGCUGCUUGAGGUAAAUGGUGGUCAUACCAAAUGAUGACUGGUUUUCUGAUCUACGUCCCUACCUUUUUUGUUAAGGUAUCUGUGACCCCAGUCAUGUGAAAUCCAUAGAUUAGGGCCUAAUGAAUUUAUUUAAAUUGACUGAUUUCCUUAUCUGAACUGUAACUCAGUAAAAUCUUUGAAAUUGUUGCUUGUUACCUUUAUAUUUUUGUUCAGUAUAGUUUGAGCUAAGGUUGCAAAAUUCCUGGAACUUUCAAUAAAUUCCCUGGUUUUCCCAAAAUCCCGGUUGGAGGUUUCCCUGGUUUUGACCUCCGUGUGUAGGCAGGACUUUGGGUUACAUGCUGAGCUUGUAUAUUUGACCUUUGAAAGGAACAGAAAUACCAACACACUUAACUGUUGUAUCCUUUUGUAUAGUUAAUUGAAACGUGACAGUAUGCGGGUGGGAAUUUUUCUCAAAGUUAUAGUAUGAUGAAGUGUAUAUUUUGAAAGUUAUAAAGUGUGAGUACACACAGAGGCCAUGUGUUUAAAGGGUGGUUUAUACACUUGGUCUUGGCUCUCCCCUGGUCUUAUCCUAAUUUAUCUUCUGGCCCACCACCUCUCUCUAAAUGUAACUACAGUAUAUGACUGUGUGUCUGUUCAGCACUAAACUGUCAUUAAAGAGCUGCAGGAGGCUGUCUGUCUCAAUCUCCACAGCUGUCAUACUGCUAGCUGUCACGCCCUGGCUCUGGGACUCUGUUAUGUUGAGCCAGGGUGUGUGGUUUCUAUGUGUUUUGUGUGCUAGGGUUAUUAUCUAGUUAUUUUGUUUCUAUGUUGGCCGGUGUGGUUCUCAAUCAGAGGCAACGUGUAUCAGCUGUUGCUUGUUGUCUCUGAUUGGGAACCAUACUUAGGCAGCCGUUUGGGCAUUGUCAUUGUGGGAUCUUGUUCCGUAUUGGUUUUGUGUAGUGUAACCAAGGACGUCACGUGAUCGUUUGUUGUUUUGUUCGUGUGGUGACUCAAAUAAAUAAAGUAUGUUCACAUUCCACGCUGCGCAUUGGUCCACUUCCUCCGACGAUCGUGACAGAAGAUCCCACCAUAACUGGACCAAGCAGCGUGUCCAGGAGCCAACGCCAGAGGUGACUCUGAAGGAUAUCAACCUCGACUGGGUCAAGCCGCGGGAGGAGGAGAGAGGCUGGACUUUGGAGCAGAGGAGCGAGAGUCUGGCGAGAGCCAUGGAGGCCUGGCCCACGGGGAGGAGAGACACCCAUAACAUUUUUAGGGGGGGGGCUCACGCCGUGGACGACGGGGCAACAGGAGGCCGGGAUAGAGUGGUUCAGCGGGUUGACAAAGGAGGCCGCCAGGUUACGGGAGUCACUGGUCACCAGGGGGAAGGAGAAUGUAGAGGCACGGCGAGAGGUACUGGGGUGUGUUGCCAGUCCGGUCCGGCCCGUUCCUGAUCCCCGCGUAGGGCCAGUGGUGUGUGUCCCCAGUACGGUCCGGCUUGUUCCUGUCCCUCGCACCGAGCCUGUGGUGCGCGUCGCCAGCCCGGUCCGGCAUGUUCCUGCCCCUCGCACCAAGCCUGUGGUGCGCGUCGUCAGCCCGGUCCGGCCUGUUCCUGCUCCCCGCACCAAGCCAGUGGUGCGCUUCGUCAGCCCGGUUCGGUCCGUCCCUGCUCCCCGCACCAAGCCAAUGGUGCGCGUCGUCAGCCCGGUCCGGCCCGUCCCUGCUCCCCGCACCAAACCAGUGGUGCGCUUCGUCAGCCCGGUUCGGCCCGUCCCUGCUCCCCGCACCAAGCCAGUGGUGCGCUUCGUCAGCCCGGUUCGGCCCGUCCCUGCUCCCCACACCAAGCCAAUGGUGCGCGUCGUCAGCCCGGUCCGGCCUGUUCCUGCUCCCCGCACCAAACCAGUGGUGCGCUUCGUCAGCCCGGUUCGGCCCGUCCCUGCUCCCCGCACCAAGCCAAUGGUGCGCGUCGUCAGCCCGGUCCGGCCCGUCCCUGCUCCCCGCACCAAGCCUGUGGUGCGCGUCGUCAGUCCGGCACAGCCCGUGCCUGUUCCACCGGUGCCUGGUCCGGCACCGGUCAGCUGCUCCACUCCGGAGCUAGAGCAAUCCGCUCCACCAGUGUUCAGUCCAGCUCCGGCCAGCAGGGCCAGACCGGACCAGGGGCGCUUUGGGGGGUAAGAGAGGGAGUGGGGGUCAUGCCCGGAGCCGGAACCGCCUCCGAGGAGGAAUGCCCACCCGGCCCUUCCCUGUUCGGUUUAUGUUUGGCGCGGUCGCAGUCCGCGCCUUUGGGGGGGGGGGGGUACUGUCACGCCCUGGCUCUGGGACUCUGUUAUGUUGAGCCAGGGUGUGUGGUUUCUAUGUGUUUUGUGUGCUAGGGUUAUUAUCUAGUUAUUUUGUUUCUAUGUUGGCCGGUGUGGUUCUCAAUCAGAGGCAACGUGUAUCAGCUGUUGCUUGUUGUCUCUGAUUGGGAACCAUACUUAGGCAGCCGUUUGGGCAUUGUCAUUUGUGGGAUCUUGUUCCGUAUUGGUUUUGUGUAGUGUAACCAAGGACGUCACGUGAUCGUUUGUUGUUUUGUUCGUGUGGUGACUCAAAUAAAUGAAGUAUGUUCACAUUCCACGCUGCGCAUUGGUCCACUUCCUCCGACGAUCGUGACACUAGCUCUGAGACCAACUCCAUCUUCACCCUCCUUUCCAAAAGCCUCUGUACCUGUAAUAAGGACUGUUUGCCAGCGUUUCUAAUUCUGAGCCACAUUCUAAACAUCAUAGUAGAGCCUGGUUCCGAAUGGGUUGUUGCAUAAUUCCAGUCCUGGGAGGGUCCUUCCCCUUUCACGUGCAGAGUGGCACAGUAUUAACCCUAACCCUACCCAGGUGAGACCCCAACACUGGAGCCCUGACAGUGGGAGUCAAUGGAUCUGUCCACACUCAGAGGUGUGUGAAGUGGAGGGGAAAGUCAAUGGCCAGGUGUGGGCAGACAGGCCAAAGUCAAUAAACUAAACUCUAGAUUAAAACUAUUGAUCCCAGCCCAUUUGUAAACAAUAAAUAAGGGCUGAGGGGAGUGGCGGACAGCUGGGACUAUGUUUUCCCUGUGCUGGGGUGUCUGCGCCCCUCCUCCCCUGCCCUAAGAGGGCUGCAUCCCCCAAUGCCUCGUUCUCAUUUUGCCUGUGCCACCCACAUUGAUUUUCAAUUUGUUUCUCCUCGGCUGUGGAUCAUCAGCUCCCUGGCCAGGAAAGGCUGAUGGAUGGAUGGGAGGGGGGGGGGGGGGUCUCUGUGUUCAGAAGGGCUGUGAGGAGGGGGGCAGGCAUGCAUGCAUUCCCUGUACAAAUGGUGUUUUGAUAAAAAAAAAUCACUUGUAAGUCGAUAGUUUUUUAUUAAACUGUGCACAAACCUGAUUGAUGAAGAUAGGUGGUUGGCAGAGUAUGUGGAGGAGAACCUUUUUGUGUGUGUAUGUGUGUGACAUUAAGGUUUGAAAAGGCACAGCAGACUUUAACAGUCAUAAAACAGUUUUAUGGUUUUAAGAAUAUCAACAACAAAAAUAUCCAAUGCUAUUGAUACUUUCACUAUAUAUACAGUACAUUAUACAAUGUUCCUUAGCUGGUAAACACUCUUAAAACUGCCACCAUGUUUUCUUCUCUACUGAGCUAAUGCUCAUCGCGAAAUAAAACUUGAUGUGAUUUAAUAACUGCUAUAACUGAGGGAUUCAGUUUAAUUAGUCGAUGUUUGAGCGAGACCCUCCAUUUAGUCCGUACCCCCUCUCCCUCCGCUAACCCCCCUUCCUCCCCCAACAUAACAUGGACAGGUCUGUCCCUAAUCGCUGGUCACCCGGGCUAGUUGGAGAAGGGACAGCUCCAUCCCAUUAAAUGAGGAUUGCUCUGGCAGUGAAGAUGAAUGGUCUCUUCAGGGAGAGAUCUCUCUUGCCAGGCAGAGGGAGGGUGUAGAGCGGGUCGUCAUGCCCGAGACCCUCUGGGUGCCGCCAGAUUUUUCUUCGUCCCCGAGUCGCAGCCAGCGCGGAGGCAGACAGCAGCAGUACUGCUUAAUACCUUUUUAAUUGUUUUAAUUUUCUUUAUUGAUCUCAGGGUUUGAUUAAUCAGAUCAGUGAAGCAGUCAAAAUUGUCAGGCCAUGUCAGGGAUGAUUGGGUGCUAAAGUGUGUAUAUAUGUGUGUGUACUGUGUACAUGUUAUUGCAGUAAGACUGUGUUUCUGUGUAGAAAACUGAGUUGAGCAUAAUAUAAUUGCUUGAAAAAGGGAGAAUUGAGGGCUGGGUGUGUGUGUGACAGUGUGUGUGACAGUGUGUGCGUGUGACAGUGUGCGUGUGACAGUGUGUGUGUGUGACAGUGUGUGUGGAAGGAGACUAGAACUACUGAAGAUUGGGAUGGUUAAUGAUGAUAAUGACGUAAAUACUAUGGAAUCAGAUCAUGUUGGAUUACACUCCCUGCUGACCCGGACAUUAAGUUGUUUCUUUAUCUUUAUUCUUUAAGUUAUUAUGACUGUAUUUUACCAGUGAAGUCUGACCAGCAUGCUCUAGCUGCAUGUCUCGAGCAUGUUGAAGUAAAUAAAGCUGUUUCGCAAGAAAUUAUGACAUUGAAACUUGAAACUUGGCAUGGAUUCAAACUAUAAGUGAAAACUGUGCAAGGUAUUUCUUGAAGGUUGCAAUAUUGGAAAAUCAGACGUACUAUAUUCACUACCUCAAAAAAAUCAGACUACCUGUACUGUACUAGCUAAUGUACAUCAUCAAAUUGCAAACUUAAAUCAAACUCUAUACUAUCAUCAAUGCAGCAAACUGCCAUUCUCAGCAAUUGUUUUAACGGAGCUUGAAUUGUAUUCUUUGUCCUUACAGGCCCUGGGAAGCAUGUACUUCAUCCAUAAGUCAUUGAAAAACAUCUACCAAUAUGAUUUUAAUGGUAAGGACAUUACAAUCAUAUCUGUAUGACAUCAUUAUUCACUUUGAAUAACAAAAGAUGAAUGACAUUUUGUUAUCACCUUAUGAUGAAUCACUUCCAUUCAGGCCCUGCACAUGGCGAUAAUUUCAGAACAUCUGCAUCAGUCCUGGUGUGCAAACUUGGCCCUUUGUAAUAUAUCAUGAUUAUAAUAUAAUUAGAGUUUGGCACAAAAGAGUUUAGGAGGAAGUAAGAGCAAUUUUGUAUGUCAGUCUGGCGAUUCCUCGCUGUAUUUUUAUACAACGUGUCUGAUCAUCUUUUGAAUGCCGCCGGGUGAUGGCCACCUCUUUUGGCCCAGACAUAUCAGGGAAUCUGAAUUGAAAGUGAGAUGUGUUAUUUUCUUGUUGCAUAGUCCAGUCACGAAAAAGCUCUUCAGAAAAGGCUUAUGGAAGAGCCAUAAACAUCCCAGGCCUGCCAUGUUCUGUGUCGCCAGUCAGAUCAGUGCACAGCGACCAAACACUGCCUAAUGGCCUGAUUAUAGGUUCUCUGAUCACAUAUGAUGCUGUUAUGAGCUGGACAUCACUUUACUGAUUUGUGUUUGCAUGUUUUCUCACUCUUUUACCCUUCCACACCUCUCUCCCUCUCACAGUUAAGGAUUUUAAAGCAGUGUCUGGACAGAACAAGUAUGUAGGCUCUCUGGAUGAGGUAACCACAGUGGAGAAAGAAAAAUUCCUGAAGAAUUUCUGGCCCGAUGUAAGUGUGUGGGCUGGGAGGUGUUGGGACAAAUGGGUCUAUAGGGGCUGAAGGGGGAGUCUGCCCAAUCUGACAGGGAUAUGAGACAAAUUGUAUUGAAUUAUCAAUAAUUACCAGAAUGGCCCUCCAAUGAGUUAGUUAAAUGGUGCUAUUUGUUGAACAUUUCACAUACAAACAUUCAUAGGUAUAGCUUCUGUUGUGUGAUAUGUUUUGCAGUUCAAAUGGUCUAGGAAGGGCUUUAUGAGGACCCGGUGGAUCAUUCACAACCAGUACGUGCUCUACUCUACUCUACAUUACUCUACUCUACUGUCUACUAUCACAGCUCAUCAAUAGACAGGGACCCACAGAGAGUGAGGCUGCUCAAACAGUCACAGCCAACUGUCAGCCCAUUGCUCAUUGCUACUGCAGUGUUUGAAGCUGAAGCUCAGCAAACACCAUCGGUUUCCUCUGCACAAUAGUUACUAUUUGCCCUCCUGUGUCACUACCACUCGGUCUUAGACAAAAGGAGUUCAUGGGCAGAGUGCUACAAGGUCACCCUGUAAGUAAACACAGCCUGCCUGUUGGAUGCACAUUAAUUGUGUUGAGGUGGCAGCAGCAGAAAAGGAGUGAAUGCUUGGCACAGGAGACAAAUGUGUCUGUUUGUGGACUAGCAUUACCCCGAGUGCACUCACUAAUAAGUAAGCUCUUCGUAACUACCACUGAACAGUUCACACACAUACACACGUCUAGAUUUGAUAGAAGGCAAGAACAAAUAUCUUCCCAAUUGUUUUCAUAGAUCCGCCUGCCACUUCUCACUUUGUGUGUGUGUGUGUGUGUGUGUGUGCUCUCGGCAGGGGUCUGGACCUAGUCAACGUACACCUCUUCCAUGAUGCCUCCAACCUCAUUGCCUGUAACGCCAGUCCCUCCAUUUACUCAGACAACCGCCAAAAGGCCCUCAGAUAUGUCAUCAACAGGUAAGCCUGUCCAUUCUCAGCUUUGGAGAACAAUCAAGUGCAACUACUUGAGAGAUAUAAGGCUUUUGCAAUGAGACAACUUCGAUUAAUACAGCUGUCAUUUCCUUCCAGGAUAUCAGACAGCAGCUACACCCCACUCCCUUUCUUCUUGUUUGGGGAUUUCAACUUCCGCCUGGACACCCUUAGCCUGGUCCAGGUAUUACAUGGCCCACUUCCUUAAGAAUUUAAUGAGAAUCAGAAAUCAGGAAACUUUACUAAUGGUCAGCUGACUAUUGAGUUUUUGUUGACCUAACUGUGUGUGUGUUCCAGAACUUGUCCACUUCAGCAGAGGUGCAGACAGUGAAGAAGGACAGCAGUAAUGAGGUGGAAAAAAUUAUCUGUGAGGAAAAGGACAAUGACCACAAUGUGAGUCUCCCCAUCCAUCCACCUCUUCCAUCCUACUGUCUCCCUGUUGUUAUUCAGAUUCAGACGUUUACUGUAUCCCCUCUUCCUUCAUCUCAAGGUUCUUCUCCAUAUUGAGACCAAGAUAUUUGCCUACCUGCACCAAGCAGUGUUCACAGAGGACAACGGCAGAGCGGUGAGAACAUUAUCUACUGUAUACAUCAACCCCACCCAUAUUAAUCUCAUGGUCUACCGCUCGCUGCCUUGACAGCAAUCAUUUAUGCCUUGGCGCCGAUAAAGGCAGCCCCCCCCCCCCCCCCCCCCCCCCCCCCCGAGGUGUUUCGGUUGAAUGCAUUCAGUUGUGCAACUGACUAGGUAUCCCCCUUCCCUUUCUCUUCCCUACCAGUUCUAAUCAGAAAACAACCACAGAAGAUACUUCAUUAAAGGGGGGCUGAACUUCCUGAUUUGGCCCCAUUUUUCGGGUUGGUCAUUAAGAAAUGCAGCGGCCAUGACUGAAGCCAAACGAGAGUUGUCUUGUGGCGGUUGUAUAAUGUGGGUGUCUUGUGUGUGUGUGUGUGUGUUCGCACAUGGCAAGCGUUUGUACAUUCACUCUGCCAAAACAGUACACAGUUAGUCACUCACCCUUUUAGAUAACUUGAAACAGUCUAACCAGGUCUUGUCUUGAAGUCGCCUAGGCUAGCUAAUGCUAGCCAACUUCUUUCUCCAAUUAGCUUCAGCUGGCUGGUGUGCAACCGUGGCAAAGUUGGUUUGACAUUGGGUAGCCUAUCUCUAGGGCUAGUUGGGAACCAUCAAUAAAUUACACAAUGUUACACAGUAUUCAUGUUGCACAUCUUCUAGUUGUCUCAUCAAAUGCUUUCAAUAUUUGUAUAUUAAUUUUAGUUGGUGUGAGGUUUUUAAGUCAUUGACCUAAAAAAAAUAUUGUCCAAUGUACUGUACAUUGUGUAAUUUACUGAUGGUCCCUAACUAGCCCGAUAUGGAUAUCGAAUGUCAAACCAAAUUGACAAUGGGCAUUACGAUUGGGUCGGGUGCAGCUGCUGUGGGCAUGUGGGCAUGAAUGAAAUAAACCCAACCUAAGGAAAACUGUUACGGUACACUUCAUGCUGAGGAGUAUUUCUGUCUGUAGUAAAGCCAUUUUGUGGGGAAAACUAAUUCUGUUUGGCUGGGCCUGGCCCACCAGUGGGCACCCCUGCCCAGUCAUGUGAAAUCCAUAGCUUCUUGUUCCGUAAUGGGGAAUUCGAGGUGACAUUUAAUAUUCACAUUAUGCCUGAUGAAUUUAGAUCAAUUUACUGAUUUCCUUAUAUGAACUGUAACUCAGUAAAAUUGUUGAAAUUGUUGCAUGUUGCGUUUAUAUUUUUGUUCCGUAAUGGUGAAUUCGAGGUGAAAUUUAAUAUUCACAUUAUGCCUGAUGAAUUUAGAUCAAUUGACUGAUUUCCUUAUAUGAACUGUAACUCAGUAAAAUUGUUGAAAUUGUUGCAUGUUGCGUUUAUAUUUUUGUUCCGUAAUGGUGAAUUCGAGGUGAAAUUUUAUAUUCACAUAAUGCAGAUCUUUAUGGUUUGCAGAUGCCAUGUUUUCAGACCUCCAGUAAUUGUUAAUCCUUCUAUAUCCCUCAGAUUUUGAAGUAUGACAAGGAGAUCGCAGCCUUUCAAGAUGUCAUUACAGAGGAAAACAUCCUGUUUCCACCCAGGUAAGCCUCAUCCCUGGCAGCCCAGUCACUAUUACGAUCACUGUUACUAUGCCUGAGGAGUGUUACUGCUGACUCUAACUGCCAUGCUGUGUGUCUGUCUGUCAGUUACCCAUACAGUGAGGACUACACUAAACCCACCCAGUACAUGAACACUCGCUGCCCCUCCUGGUGUGACCGCAUUCUCAUGUCUCACACUGCCCAAGACAUCAUCCACAGGGUGAGUCACUUGGCAACACUCCGCCAUCCACACUUCAUGGAUUCAUUUAUGUAUUUAACAUAGAGGCAUGUUCUACAGGCCUAUUAAACAGCUGUGUGUUUCAUUUCAGAGAGAUGAGGGAGAGAGCAGUGUGGUUUAUAACACAAUGGGCCCUAAUGUCUGCAUGGGAGACCACAAGGUAACGUUUGUUUAUAUAAUGUAACAUGUCUGGUCUUGAAAAUGGCCCUUGAUAAACAGGAGGAAACUUAUGUACCAUUGUGUAUUCCUCCUUUUUCCCCAGCCUGUUUUCUUGUCCUUUGCACUGAAGACGAAUGGCCAUUGACAAGGAUCCCUCUCUAUGGUAAGAGUAUAUGUGCUAGUGAGUGUGUAGUAGAUGUUCUGUAGGUGUACAGGACCAUAUCCAGGGGGUCACUCUGAAAGAGCGAUCACAGGCCAUAAUCUUUUCCAGCUCCUGGGCCUUAUUCCCCAGAGAGCCAUAG